AGUGACACCUGACGUCACAUCGCUCCGCCCAGUCUGGCCGCUACCUGCAGUCAUGUGACCGCUAACCUGGAGAUGUUGACAGGCGUCCCGUUACCAUGGAGACAAGACUCGGCAUGGAGGAAAAGAAGUUCACCGGGGCGCCCUUCGGCUGUCAGAGUGCCAGGUUUGAUGUGUCAGCAAUCCACCCAAUAUAUAAGAAGCCUGGCACCUACACUCAGGUAUCACACUGCAGGAGAGCAACAUCUGAGCAAGGAAGAAGACUGGGACCCGGGACCUAUGACCCUGCUCCAGGAGAUUUCAGUGCCUCGGUCCUGGAGAGAAAAGCGUCAGCUCCCGGAUGGAAAAGAGCAGCGGAAACAGAAAAGCUGACUGAGAUGCCACAUUUUCUCUACAGGGAGACAUGGGAGAGGAACAACUGGCUGAAGCAGAACAUGGGUCCUGGCCGCUACAACAUCAAGUCCUUUACUGAUCUAAUGGAAGACAAGCCAUCCAGCGUGCGAGGAACGUGCACCACUAGAGAAGUCCGCUUUAAAGAGAAUAUCAAGGAUUCUUUCCCUGGACCUGGAAGUUACGGGAAAGGAGGGAACCCAUACUCACUGAUAGAAGAAAGGGCCACUAAGUCUGCCAGCUCCAAGGGCAUGAUGGAUACUGAAGCCGGGAAAUGUAAUUCAGCUGUCAUCAAGGGCUCCGGGCUGGGACCAGGGACGUACAACUUGAAAAAUUCCACCAAUGAAGCUUUGAGACAUGCUGUUGGAAAACGAGGUCCUUAUGACGUGUUUACCGGAUCGAGAUCUCAGCCCAUUCAGUAUGGAUACUUUGCUACCCCUAAACGUACUCCAUCUGAACCAGGACAAUAUAAAGUAAAGUCAUUUAUUGAAGAAUUCGAGGGCGAGCAUCAGAAGAAACAUGGACAUUUUGGGAAGAUUGCUCAGUAUCCGAAAGUCCCGACUGAGAGAAUAUUAUGCAGCUCCCUCACUCACUGGCCCCGGCCAGUUGAUUCUCCAGGGCCCGGAUCGUAUGAAACAAAACCACUCUUUAAAACAGUAAGACAAUCAUCAGCCCCAUUCCUGACCUCUGCAAAAAGAUUUGAAAAAAAAUCAUGCCGAUUACUUUUUGGAAGUUCUAACCCAGUUGGAGUUGGUCGAUAUGAUGUCAACAAACCACUGAGAGGCAAAACAGCAACAACUUACCGAACCGCCUUUCUCUCUAAAACAGGACGAUAUUUGUCCAAUCUACAAAGGGACAAAAUUUUGCAAGAGCGUAUUCAAAAAUCUCACACCUCGUCCGCUGUUGGGAAACCAUUGGCAUCUACUGAUCCUACAGAUCCACCUUCUACGGCAUAAAGGAACAGAGAUCACUAGUUGUGGCGUUUAAAAAACAAUCAGAUAAGAUCAGAAAAUGUGCA
Rana temporaria (common frog) is the source of this 1405-nucleotide messenger RNA. RefSeq names its product lymphocyte expansion molecule (gene CIMAP2). Lineage: Eukaryota; Metazoa; Chordata; Amphibia; Anura; Ranidae. The transcript is spliced from 10 exons. The record is from RefSeq and is a predicted model, not a curated record. The coding region runs from base 96 to 1343 and encodes 415 amino acids.